Messenger RNA from Filobasidium floriforme, 2145 nucleotides. RefSeq lists its product as uncharacterized. The transcript is spliced from 7 exons. The record is from RefSeq and is a predicted model, not a curated record. Bases 1 to 2145 code for a protein of 714 amino acids. Lineage: Eukaryota; Fungi; Basidiomycota; Tremellomycetes; Filobasidiales; Filobasidiaceae.
AUGUCUACAGGUGAUUCUGUGCUAAAUUCAAGAAAGAAAACGCUGUUACUGGAUCUACGCUCCACCAACAAACUCUGCUCGCUCACUCGCUCCCCUGCAUUCUACUUUGAUGGCCUACGAACGAUCAAAUCAAGAGAGUCAGAGAAUGGUUGGAGCAAUGGCUACUGCUCAGAUCAAGACAUCGAUGUUGCCCUCUUCUCCGCUUGCAUGAUAAGAUGGGCUUUCGAUUCGGUGCAGAAGACCACACGGUACAUAUUGGACGGCAACCCUGGACUCCGCUUCCUUGACACCUCCGUCAUUAUCAUCCAGCGUUUAGCCAAGCAUGGUCUCACUGUCGAGUGCACCUUGACCGGGAAGUCGACGCCUGCUAGUGUCGAGUUCCCACUAGGACAAGUGAAGUAUUUUGGGCCAGUUCCCGCCACUUCCUGUGCCGACGUCACCGAAGAAAUGCGACAGGCGCUCUUUGAUAUCGGGGUGAAACGAAGAAGGCGAAGCAGACAUUCAGAGUCACCAGGAGCUUUUAUCUCGCACAGGGGGUCUUACAUUCGUCACUCCAACUACGAUGUACAUAGGACGUCAGAGUACAGGGAAAUCGUGGAGCCUUUCACAGGCGAGAUCGAGCUUUUCGUGCAAGCAAUACAAUCGGCGGACACGAGUCCUGACAGAGAGCCGAUAUUGGCUCGCGAAUGGGUUAGCAUGAAAAGGAGAGCAGGCAAUACUCGUAGCCUAAUCCAGAAAGACCAUCGCGGGCUCUCUGGUAUCACUUCCAAGGAUAUUGAGAAGCGUAUUCUCAAGAGGAUCCUCACUGUGAAGAGCCAACACCGUAACGAGAGGGAAUUACCGCCAAUUGUAGCCAGAUCGGCUCAAUCGUAUUGGUACAUCUCGAAUGGCGUCGGGGAAGAAGUAGGAGGUACCGCACAGUCAAUAGCAUCUGAUCAAGACUUCAUUCGCUACGGUCUCGUUGUCGACGUGACUUGGCGAAUCGAAAACGAUGGUGAGAUCUUUGAAUUUCAGAAACAGUACGGCGGAUACAUUCCGUACGUGCUAGAUCUUGCGCCUCUGCAGAAGGAUGCAGGAUUGCAAAGAGGAAGGUCAUUGAUGGAUGAUGAGUCCAGCGGGUCUCCCGCAGGAUCUUCAGACUCCGCAGGUGCCAGUCUAAAAUCGUCUCAGCGGUCUGAGCACGAGCGAUUCCAUGCCCCGCACCGAGCUAAACAUUUUCGCGGGAGAGCCUCUGGCGUGGAAGAUGCGUCAUCUUCUACCUCCAGCGCGAGUAUAAGGUCGAAGCCUGUCCGCCUCGUCAACGACAAGCUAUCAUCAUACUGCGAGCCAAGCGUGGUCGCGCUUGAGCCUUCUCAGUUGGCUGGGUCGCUUGCCAGUCUCUCUUCGGACGAUGAAUCAUCGCUAGCCAGCUGUUCUAGACGUAGGGAGAACGGGCGGCGUCAAUGGAUGCGCCCCAUCAAACGCGCGUUGGCAGGAGUAACGAACACGAUGGGCGCACGCAGAGGUGAUUUGGGUGAUGAGCCUAUCGGUCUCGGACAUACUAGAUGGCGUCCAGGGAGAAGAAUUGCGAGGCGUAAUCGUCCUACACGUAACAGUGCCCAUGUCCGGACAGAAGAUAGUUGCGAUCUAGACCUGACGAGCGUUUCCUCUGAUGACUUCUCAAUUGACGGAUCCCCGAACUAUCUCGAUCGGAUCGACACGACAUCUGUCACGGAAUUGAACGCCGCUCAGCGGUAUGAUUCCGAUAGCAGGAACCAAGCUAUCGAAGCAAACAAGAAAAAGUUCGUCGCUGUUAUACGGGCAACUGGAGAACACCUGAGACUAUUGCCACGCGAAGGCAUAGAAGGCAAUGAUGAGAUGUUCGGCGAUUGGACAAGACAGUUGACGAAGCUACGACAGGAUAGAACGACGAUUUUGAAGGAGAUGGAGCGCCUUGGUGUAGGUCGAGGGGAAAUCCAACAAGCUGAGCUAGACGCAAAAAGCCCGGCCCGCAUAAGCCCGGAGAACAGCGACAUUUCGACUUCGCGGUCAUCGUUCUCAACCGAUGCCUCCUCUACACAAACACAUGGAAUCGUGACCCCCUGUACAAGCAUCUCAGCGGAUUCCAUGAGAUCUGCUGGUCGCAGUGGUACGGCUGUAUGGUAG